Messenger RNA from Puccinia triticina, 324 nucleotides. RefSeq lists its product as uncharacterized. NCBI's taxonomy places the organism in Eukaryota, Fungi, Basidiomycota, Pucciniomycetes, Pucciniales, Pucciniaceae. The transcript has a single exon. Gene Ontology annotation, cellular component: cytoplasm; mitochondrial intermembrane space. Bases 1 to 324 code for a protein of 107 amino acids. The record is from RefSeq and is a predicted model, not a curated record. Gene Ontology annotation, molecular function: coproporphyrinogen oxidase activity.
AUGUGUCGAUUGCACGAGAGUCUUCUGCCGGCGGCGGUAGCCCAGAUGCUGGACGGGGACCGGACCGGAUGGCGGGACGACAAUCAGGACUUGCCGCUCUUCGCCUGUGGGAUCAGCCUCGUCGUCCGUCCCUACAACCCAAUGGCCCCGACGGUCCAUCUCAACUGCCGCUACUUGGAGGUCCUCGACCCUCAUUCCCAAGACAAGCGCACCAACCCCAAGGUGCGGUGGUUUGGCGGAGGAGCCGACCUGACCCCCUCCGAUCUCUUGCCAUGGGACCCAGAUGCCCAACACUUCCACACACUCCUCAAAACUCUGCGAUAA